UUCGAGGUUUUUUUCUCCUUUUAAAAAAAUACGCUUUGUUACGUCACUGUGAGAAAGGAAACGUGGCAUAGCGAAGUAGACGGCGAUUCGAAACACAUCUGUUUUGUCAGGAAGAGAAGUGCAAGAGAUUGUACUCUUUUUUUCUUCAGAUUUUUGACCAUAUAUCGGUUAACGAUGGAUUCGUCGAUAAACAACGGUUCUUUUGGCAAAUGGGAAAUGGUGAAAAAAAACAAGAAAGCUGGAAUGGCAGGGAAAAUGCAAAAUGUUAAGAAAGGAGACGGAGGACGGAAAGCUCUGACCGAGGCGAAUAUGCCCAAGCUGUACCCUUCGUCUCCUUUGAAAACAUCCCAAACAAUAUUUGAGAGAUUUGAGAAGAUUGGGAAGAAACAAAAUAAGGAACAAGUACCUCCAGCUUCUUCUUUUGAGCAACAGCAGAAGAAACGUAAUGCAGGAAAAAUGAACAAGAAACCUUACAGCAAUGAAAAUGGACAAAGAUCUGGUAAAUUCAGAUCUUUACAGGAAGCCUUCAAAGCUCUUGAUAUAGGUGAUCUUCAGCAACAACUUCAAAACAGCCAAAGAGUUUUCGCUGAAAACCCUUCUGUAUGGGUUAAGGACCUGGCUGGAUAUCUGAACAGCAAACUGCAAGCCCCUGAUAACGAUCCAGCUCUCAGCCAACACCCUUACGACUAUCCUUAUUGCCUUGCAAGUAAGGAUCUUAAGAAUAUUAUUAAGACUCUCCUGGGAAAAUCACCAAGUGUUGCAGAGGAGCUCUUUGAUCAUUGCAUCUACUCUAUGUUACGAGAGUAUGACAAGCCUAAUGGAGAAGCACUGUAUGGCUACAGGAUUUGUAUUCAGGCUUUGCUGAUGGAAAAGCCCAAAAUAGCAACUCUCAACUUGCCUGGCUAUCUAGAUCUUUUGAGAACCUAUCUGAACAAACCAACAAAAUGUCUUACCAUCAUGUGGGCUUUGGGACAAGCAGGAUUUACAGAUCUAAGUGAAGGUCUGAAAGUGUGGCUAGGCAUUAUGCUUCCAGUGUUGGGAACAAAAAUGCUUUCUCCAUAUUCUAUUGCUUACUUGGACAGACUUUUAAUGAUGCAUUCCAAUCUUACAAAAGGCUUUGGAAUUAUAGGACCAAAAGACUUCUUCCCCCUUCUGGACUUUGCUUUUAUGCCUGGAAAUGCACUUUCACCCAGUUUGCAGGAUCAGUUGCGACGACUAUAUCCAAGGCUCAAAGUUUUAGCAUUUGGUGCUAGCCCAGAAUCUUCACUUCAUACAUAUUUUCCUUCGUUCCUGUCAAGGGGAACUCCACACUGUCCGGAAGGAAUGAAAAAAGAGCUGAUGUGCAGCCUAACUGAAUGCUUGACCUUUGAUCCCCAAUGCUUCAGUGUUUGGAGACAGUUAUACACAAAGCAUCUUUCACAAUCAAGCAUUUUGUUGAAUCAUCUCUUGAAUUCUUGGGGAAGCCUUUCAGGAAAGGUUCGCAAAUCCCUCCAGGAAACUGUGCAGUCUUUCCAAGUUACAAAUGAAGAACUCAGCUUGUCUACUAAAUCAGACCAUGUGAAAGCCUGUUCUGCAGUGUGUACUAAUUUACAGCUAAAGAUGAAACGCCAGAGGUUCAACUGGUCUCGCCUGUUGCUGGUAGGACUGGUGUUUGCUGUUGGCUUUGUAAUACAUGACAUCAGAGCUCAAGGAUCAUUUAAUGGUUCAUCAGUUGCACAAGUUCUUCAGCAGUCUGGAAUGAUGUCCUUUUCUCAACAGGCAUACAAUAAAAUAUCUGUUUAUUCAAACAAAGGGUACAGUUGGCUGGAAACAAAUGCUCCCUAUUACUACUCAGAAAUGGUUAAAACAUUUGGGCCUACUCUAGAAAUGGCUUGGGAGAAGACGAUUGUUACAUCAGCAUACAUCACAGAAAAGUGUGCAGGCCAGAUUACUUGGAUCAAAGAAAAUGCUCCUAAAUUAAUCGAAUUGCUCAGUGCAAGCAUUCCAGAAUGUGUGGUGAACUUUAUUGAAUAUUUGAAAGUAUUACUUCUGUUCAUACACCAAAAUUACCUGCGGCCACUUAUGACAUAUGCUGUAACUUUGAUGGAUGAAAGCUGGCAGACAUUUGUUAAGUCCUGCAAUGGAGAAGUUUCCUGGCUGUGUGUCCAGAAUCAUUUAAUAAAUUUUACUGAUUCAAGCUGGAGUUACCUGCAGAACAGAAGCAUUGCCGUGAAAAACUGGGCACUUGACUUGAUAUCCAGGCAUUCAAGUGCUUAAGACACUGAAAAGGACAAUAUCAACUCUGCUGCAUUUUGUAAAGAUUCAGAGAAAUUUUCUUAAAAGGGGAGCGAGUGCUUUAAUUCCUUUGAAAUUCUAGGAGACCACAUAAUGUUUUAUAAUCUAAGACCACUUUUCUACUUUACAGUUCUUACAGGUGUUUUUUUUUCUUUUUCAUUUUCUUGUUUAAAAGUAUUACGAUAUGAAAAUGCAAAAAUCAGUGUUCUGUUUUAAGUAAUUGCCAAAGCAGGUAUCAUGAGUGAUUCAUUAUUGCCAUCUACUAAUGGCAGUAAAGAAAAAAAACAAAACUAAAAAAAUAUUGCACUACAGCUAUCCAGCUUUUCUGGCUGGGUGUUGAACUGAUCAUUCCUCACUAAUGGCCUCAUUUUAUUAUUUUGAGACUGCUGUAUUUGAAACUAAACACAGUGAAGUAGAUUUAGAAGUCAGUAGAGAGGUAAAAAACCACUUCUAAGAAGUCAAAUCAGUAUAAUUAGGGAAUUUAUAUAACAGAAAUCAUUAAAAAAAAUAGGGGGGAAAGAAAGAUUAUAAUAAUAAUUAAUAAGAUUAUGUAGUGUAUAAUGUAAUAAGAGCUAUUUAAACUAACUUGGACAAGACUAAAUAGAAAACUGUGAAGCUUGUUCUUAAGCUUUUUAACUAAAUUAAUGUAGCACUGAAACUUGGAAUGUAGAGGUUUUUUUGUUUGGGCAAGAAAUGCCAUUGACCCUGAGACAGCUAUUUUCAGCAGUUUGCCUUAGCUGAUACUGCCGAUGGUAAGAACACAUGUCUUGUUUUCCUGUAUAGAAAAAUGUGUUUGAAUUCAGUGAUCUGAGGUCUAGUGCUACACUGGCUUGUUUCGCUUGCAUUCUCUGAGACUCCGGUAUUGUCUUGAAGAUAGCUAACAAAAUAUCUUGUAAGUGGCAAUAAGGACAAGAACAUUAAGGACAUUACAUUUAGGAAGCUGAAAGCAAGCGCUGUUGUGCAUUUUCAUGCAGGGUUGCUUGAUGCCUUUUUGCCCAGAUUUCCUGUAUGUAGGCCACUGAAGGCAGGCAGUGUGUUGGUACCUCAUUCUGUACUUGUCUUUGCUUAUUUUCCAGCAUGCGUCAUACAAUGGAUUCAGGAUUUGCACAGGAAUUAUUUCAGCAAUUUAAAAUAACUCAGACUGAGUUUUCAUCUGUAACCCUAGGUGACAGCAAGUUCCCUUUUUUGAUUCUUCAAUAUGAAGAAAUCCAAAUGGUAUAUCGAAAAUAAUUGUGGAACUUGGAUGUUGAAAACUCAAAAGUGUGUGUAUCUGAAAAAAAGUGUCUUGCCCAGUUUUGAACUGUUGUCCAGUGUAUGUUUGUCAUUUUUAGGAGGUUCAUUCUGGAUUUGUGUUGAAUGAUCAUUUAGUACAGUUGUUUUUAACACCUUACCACAUAUAUUUUUAUUUAAUCUCUUACUGUGUACAUAUACUGUAUUUUGAAAUACUGGCUGUAUUGCUGCUUCAAACCAUCACCAGGUUGCCAAGGUAGAUGUAGAUUGUAAAUAUUUAACGUACACUAAAAAAAUGUAUAUUGAAACCAGCCAGUGAUUUUCAACAUUUGUUGAAUGAAGGCUGCUCCUUGAAGUUUAAAGUUGACAACAUAACACAAACCAACCCCUUCUCUAUACAUGGUGAAAAUGUUCAGAAAAAUCUCAAACUAAAUCUAAAACUCAGAAUUGCCCCACAUGAUGAGAUGAUCUCAUUUUCUUUGUGUGUGGCUGAUAUUUCAAAGAUCUACAUCUCCUUUGUGUAAAGGUUUUAAACAAAUGUGUGUUGCUGCCUUGGAUCCUGAUUCUGUCCAUAUGUGUGUUUGUUUUUAUUAAAAUAAAUAGACAUAUGGGUUAUGUGAUUGUGCAUUCCACAGAAAUCUGAACAUAAAAAUAGGCUGUAAACUAGAGAGCCUCCAUCAGCUUUGUUUUAACUUGGAAUAAAAUUUUUCCCUUGUGUGCUUGAA
Molecule: messenger RNA, 4229 nt
Organism: Erpetoichthys calabaricus (reedfish)
Lineage: Eukaryota; Metazoa; Chordata; Cladistia; Polypteriformes; Polypteridae
Gene: tmem214
Product: transmembrane protein 214
Exons: 17
Coding region: 175-2256 (693 amino acids)
Cellular component (GO): Golgi apparatus; endoplasmic reticulum
Source: RefSeq, a predicted model, not a curated record